AUGGACACAAAAGCAUUGGCAAAAUCAAAGAGAUCACACACAUUACAGCACAACAAGAGCAAAAAGCCGCACCCAAAUCAAAAACCCAGCAAAACCCCAUCAACUGAAAACAAGCAAAAACCCCAAAAAUCACGUCUUCCAUCAAACUGGGAUCGUUAUGAAGAUGAUGAGGAAGAUAAAUUUGGAGUGAAUCUUGAAAACCCAUCUGGAGAUAACCUUAAAAAACCAAACUUUAAGGAUGAUGGUGCUGUUUUGCCAAAGAGUAAGGGUGCUGACUUUAAAUACCUCCUUGAUGAAGCUCGAUCAAAAUGUCACCAACGUGACUACUUCCCUUCUCUUGAGGAUUUAUUGGCUGUUGUUACUCAUUGUCUAUGGUUAUUGACUAAUCAAUCUGACUCUAUUGUUGACAUUGUUACUGGUCCUCCUGGCGGUUUUUAUGUGGAAGAAAUGGUUGCAUGA
Molecule: messenger RNA, 459 nt
Organism: Dovyalis caffra
Lineage: Eukaryota; Viridiplantae; Streptophyta; Magnoliopsida; Malpighiales; Salicaceae
Source: the annotation of a GenBank genome assembly